GAAUCCGUGUCUAGUAGGCCAUUUCAGAGGGGGAGGCUUUUAUUUCCGGGGCACUUAAGAGUUGGUACACACGUGGAGCACGGAGAAUGGUGAUGUGAGCAAUGAUUGCCAAGGCAGAAAAAUUGGACUUUGGCAAGGAAACAAGAGAGAAGAAAGAGAAGAAGAAAAAGAAGAAAAAGGCAAGGGCAGUGGAAGAGGAUGCCUUGAAUGUGGAACCCCUUGUUAAAACAAAGCCAUCUCAGAAGAGUGUGGCACCCCCAGGCAUGGUUCCAGAGAUGCCCCUGCUGAAAAAGAAGAAGAAAAAGAAGAAGAAAACUCAAGAAGCUGAGAGCCCAGACAGAGCCCUCCAUGAGGAUAGCAUAGAGGCAGAGAGCAUGGGCAGAACCAACUCUCUGAAGAAGCAUCAUAGCAGGAAGGAGCUGCUUCCAAAUCCACCACAGUCCCCAUGUCAGGGAAAAAGAAAGAAAACAAAAUCAUUCCUCUCUCAUCCCCCAGGAGCAGAGACAUUGGUGGAUGCGGAACUGGAAGGGGGCCUUGUCAGAAAACCAAAAAAGCGGAAAAAGGAUAAAAAGUCAGAUCAGGAAAGCUUUGGGGAGCAGGAGCCCAAGGAGGCCCUUCCUGACCCCAUGACGGAGGAGGAGGAGGAGGAGGAGAAAGAAAAGGAGUGUGAGCCCAUAGAACAGGAACAGGGAGAGGAGAAACAGGAUCCCAGCAGUCUCAGGGACUCUGGCACCAAGAAGAAGAAGAAAAAAAAGAAGAAGACUUACAGGGAAGAGGAGAAGGAAGAUGAGGAGGACUGUAGAACUGACAAAAUGCCCAUUGAUGAGGGGCACAUAGAGAACCCCUGUGCCUUCGGCAGUUGCAGAAAGAAAGACCACAAAAAGAAGCAGCCCAAGGCCGAAUUGGCAGAAAGUGUCCCCCUGGGAGACAGCCCCGGGAACAUCAAAAAGAAAGAAAAAAAAUCAAAGACACAGAUAGAGCCACCAUUUGCUGAGGAACCUGCUCAGAAGAAGAAGAUGACAGAAGGUAGGAAAGUGAUGCAGGACCUUCAAGGCCCAGGCAUGGCACAUGAAUCAGACUUGGAAGUGGUAUCUGAAAAAAAGGGAAACCUGGAUGAAGUCACCAUAGACACGAUUAGAAGAAAGGCCUUGCAAGAAGAGAUUGAUAGAGAAUCUGGAAAAACUGAAGCUCUCGAAACCAAAGAGGAAGCGCCUACACAGUUUGGCCAAUGGGAUACAGCUACUUUUGAAAAUUCGGACCAAAAGAUGAAAUUUCUCAGACUUAUGGGAGGCUUUAAGAAUUCUUCCCCAUCCCUCAGCAGUUCCUCGGGCACCCUUGGGAAACCAAACAUGGCUCUGAACAAGCAGGCUGCUGCCACCUUAAAACAAAAUCUACAAGUGGAGUUUGACAGAGCAAUGAGCUGGAAGCAUCAGCGUGGAGUUGGAUUUGGCUAUUCAGCUUCUGCAAACAAAAACAAAUUAUUUUAUAUAGACAGAAAUGCAUCUAGAUCUGUAAAGUUUAAUGACUAACGGAUGUCUUGUUCUCCCCCUCCAAAAUCACCAAAGUUGUUCUUAAGUUUUCUAUUACGUGAGCUAAAAGUUGAGCUCCUUUUUUCAGUAUUGAGCCUGGAGCUUCAGCUGGUUGGGAUUUCAAAGCCCCUUGAGGUACUGGAGGAUAACCUGCAUUAUAAAAGCCAGUAUAGCAUUUGAUUAUUAAAAACAUUUAUGCUUAGUGUUCAAAAUUAUUCUGGACUAAUAUAGGCCACAGUAUGCUAAUAUCUUUUUAAAGUUGCUUUCCCUCCCCCCCCCUUGCCAAAAUAAAUUUGUGGUCUGGGUCCUUUUACAACUAGGAUUUGAUAAUGAUAGUAAUAGUGAAAUAAUAUUUGUUUGUUUUACCUGGGCACUAGAAGGUAGCUCUGGGAAAAUGAGCAAUCGUGAAAUGCCAUAGGAGAAUUAUAGCUAGACUUUGACAUUAAAUGCCUCAGCAUUUGUAAAAUGAACUUUUUUCUUUAAAUUUUAUUUUUCAAUUGACAGAAACCUAAUUUGUCUUCCUCCCAUCUGCCCCUCCUUGGAACAAUAUGAAAAAACAAAACCCUCAUAACAAGCAUAAUAAAUUCCCAUGCUGGCCAUGUGCAGAAAUACAUGUUUUAUACUGAGUCCAUCACCUGUCAGAAUGUUUCAUCAUUGGUCCUCUGGAAUCAUAGUUGGUCAUUGUACUAAUCAGAGUACUUGUGUUUUUCAAAGUUUGAAUUUAGCUUUUUCAGCUGCCUUGAUUUUAAGUGGUGGCAACAGUUUUAGAGAUGUUCAAAAAUAACAAGGUUUAGUGGUUUCUUUUGUUCGCUUUUACAUGUUAGGAUAUGGUAGGGUUGCUUAUGUUUCAGAUCCCUUUUGUAUGCUAAUCUUUAUGGAUCAAGCCUUAUGAUCACAGAUCUGAGUCAGUAGGGAUCUCUGAAGCCAUGUAGGUCAACCUUCUACAUAUCCCCCAAAAGAUGGCCUUUGUGUGAAAACCUCUGGUCAGGAGGAAACCAGUACUUCCUCUAAGGUGACCCUUUCUACUUGGGAUAGCUCUGAUUAUAAGGAAAAUUUUCCUAACAUCACACUUCAGUUGGAUCCUUUGCAACCUCCACCACUGCUCCUAGUUCUGGCCUUUGGGACUAAUUCAUCUUCCCCUAGGUUGACCAUGUUUCUCAUUGUUUUCUUUCUAGUUCCUUCAGUCUUAAUAAAACAGAAUGUCCUUCCUAAAAUGUGACUCUCAGAAAUGAACAAAGCACUCCAGAGGCAGCAGAGGCAGUGAUUAGAGUGUUGGGCCUGGAGUCAGAAAGACCUUUUUAGACACUUCCAGCUGUGUGAUCCUGGGCAAGUCACUUAGUUACUGUCUGCCUCAAUGUACUCAUCUGUAAAAUGGAGAUAAUUGCACCUACCUCAUAGGACAGUCGUGAGAAUCAAAUCAGGUAUUUGUAAUGCACAUAGCACAGUGCCUAGCAUAUAGUAGGGGCUUAUUUCCUUCUGUGUAGAAACUAUACUUUUCAAUACAGCCUAAGAUCAUAUUAGCUUUUGGGGUUACCAUGUGAUCUGUACUCAUUGAACUUGCAGUCCAGUAAAAUUCCCAGACUUCUUUUAGGAUACUUCUUCCCAUCUUGUACUUUUAAAGUUGAUUGUUUUAAAACCAAGUGUGAAUAAAUUUCAUCAAGAUUAGGCCCAAUAGUCCAGUCUUUCAAGAUCGUUUUCAAUCCUGUCAUCCAAUGUGUUAGCUAUUUCCCCCAAAUUUGUGUCAUUUACAAACCUGAAGAGCACGGUAUCUUUGUUUGUACCCAAGUCAUUGCUAAAAAUGUUAAAAUAGCAUGGGGCCAACCCUGGGUCCAUAGCACACACUCUACCCAGAGACCUUUCUAUGGAAUCAUUAAUGGCUAUUCUGUGGGUACAGCCAUUCGGCCAUUUCUAAAUUCACCUAAACAUACCAACAUCCAAUUCAUAUCUCCGUGUUUUCCACUGACUUUGCUGCAUGCUUUGCAGAUGUCUAAAUAAAGAUAGUAUUCCCUUAGUCUGCAAGUCUAGUAACCCCAUAAAAAAAAAAAAAGAACUUGCAUUGGUGUGGCCACUCAA
Molecule: messenger RNA, 3602 nt
Organism: Vombatus ursinus (common wombat)
Lineage: Eukaryota; Metazoa; Chordata; Mammalia; Diprotodontia; Vombatidae
Product: lysine-rich nucleolar protein 1-like
Exons: 5
Coding region: 102-1529 (475 amino acids)
Source: RefSeq, a predicted model, not a curated record